CACUGAACCAUUGUCACUUACAUCUCUAUCCCUUCUAUCCGUAUACUUACCCAUCUCCCUUCCCUUCAACCCGCUUUGCUUUUAAUCUCCUCCUUUCCUCUUCCUUCGCUACUUUCCAAUCGAUCUCUCAGAUCGUCGUGUCGCUUUCGUCUUUCUUAUCGCAGGAACAAAGCUUCUUUAAGCAGUUGAAAUUUACUGGUUCUGCUCUGCAUCCGUUGCAAGCUGAGAUAUCUCGAAAAGAAAAAGUUUCUUGUCUAUAUCCUUCACACACACAUCAAUCAUUAUGUCUGAAUCAACAACCGUCUCCAACACGGAGAAUCUCAUGAAGUACAUGAACCUCGACCAGCGCGGAAGCGUGCAGGCUGAGUACGUCUGGAUUGACUCCGUCGGUGGAUGCCGCAGCAAGACCAAGACUCUCAAGAAGGCUGUUUCGUCCGUUGACGAGCUCCCCGAAUGGAACUUCGACGGUUCCUCAACGGGUCAGGCCCCUGGUGACAACUCCGAUGUCUACCUCCGUCCCGUUGCUAUCUACCCCGACCCUUUCCGUCUCGGUGACAACAUCCUCGUCCUUUGCGAGACCUGGGAUUCGGAUGGAACCCCCAACAAGUACAACCACCGCCACGAUGCCAACCGCCUGAUGGAGGUCAACGCCAAGGAGGAGUUCUGGUUCGGUCUUGAACAGGAGUACACUCUCCUCGGUAACGAUGGCUGGCCUUACGGAUGGCCCAAGGGCGGUUUCCCCGGUGCCCAGGGUCCUUACUACUGCGGUGUCGGAACUGGCAAGGUCUACUGCCGUGACAUCGUCGAGGCUCACUACCGUGCUUGCUUGUACGCUGGCAUCAACAUUUCUGGUAUCAACGCUGAGGUCAUGCCUUCCCAGUGGGAGUACCAGGUUGGCCCCUGCCCCGGUAUCGAGAUGGGUGACCAGCUUUGGAUGUCCCGUUUCCUCCUCCACCGUGUCGCUGAAGAAUUCGGCGUCCGUAUCUCCUUCGAGCCCAAGCCCAUCAAGGGUGAAUGGAACGGAGCUGGUCUCCACUCCAACGUUUCCAACGCCGCCACUCGUGCUGAGGGUGGUAUGAAGGCCAUUGAGGCUUACAUGAAGAAGUUCGAGGCCCGUCACGCUGAGCACAUUGCCGUCUACGGUGAGGGUAACGAGGAGCGUCUCACUGGCCGCCACGAGACCGGUAGCAUUGACAAGUUCAGCUACGGUGUCGCCGACCGUGGUGGCAGUAUUCGUAUUCCUCGCCAGGUGGCUAAGGAUGGCAAGGGUUACUUCGAGGACCGCCGUCCCGCCAGCAAUGCUUGCCCCUACCAGAUCACCGGUAUCAUCGUUGAGACUAUCUGCGGUGGCAACUAGAUACCUUAACUACCAAUAAAAACGUGAAGACUUUUGUUUCCUCUUAGCGCUCGUAUACCCUCCGGCGUCAGUUGGGAUCGAACUAGGAGAGCAGCCUGGCAGUGUGGAGCACAUAGAUUUUUCUUUUCUUUUCUUCUCACGAUGGUAUUUCAGGUUUUCUUUUACUCGGAUGCCAGAGCUUGCCUUUGCGUUCAUUACCCCAUGCCGUUUAUAUUCUAAUUACUUCUCUUUCGUUACUUGUUACUGGGUUAUGUGUUACGUCAACAACAACAUAGAAGGUUCACAGUGAAUUGGACAAUCACUAGGAAUGGAACAACUGUUUAGGAAACAGGAAGGAAAGGAGCAACCACUGUCAUAGUAUUAUUGUGUAUCAAAUACAACCAAUCACUCUUUGGA
Messenger RNA from Aspergillus nomiae NRRL 13137, 1753 nucleotides. It is a transcript of the gene glnA, whose product is annotated as glutamate--ammonia ligase. The annotation marks the transcript as partial. The record is from RefSeq and is a predicted model, not a curated record. Gene Ontology annotation, molecular function: glutamine synthetase activity. Gene Ontology annotation, cellular component: cytoplasm. NCBI's taxonomy places the organism in Eukaryota, Fungi, Ascomycota, Eurotiomycetes, Eurotiales, Aspergillaceae. The transcript is spliced from 6 exons.